AUGUCCCCAUCCAUCGAGCUUACCACUACUCCUCGCCCUAAUCCUUCUGUUACAUCAAAAUCCACACCGAAAGCCCAUCUCAUCCUCAUUGUAACCUCCCUCUACCUCGGCACCUUCCUCGUAGCCCUCGACACCAUAAUCCUCAACCCCAUCCUACUGACCAUAACCAAAACCUUCCACGUCCUCGACCAUCUCGCAUGGUAUGGAACCUACAUUGGGGAAACUGUAUAA
Molecule: messenger RNA, 231 nt
Organism: Alternaria viburni
Lineage: Eukaryota; Fungi; Ascomycota; Dothideomycetes; Pleosporales; Pleosporaceae
Exons: 2
Coding region: 1-231 (76 amino acids)
Source: RefSeq, a predicted model, not a curated record